CGCCCCUCCCCCUCCCCCACCAGGAAAGGGAAGCAAAAGCAGGAACCAUAUCCGAUACGACGUAGAUUCCUAAUCAGGUACCUUGGUAUGAUAGCGCUUAUCCCGCGGAAUCCUUGUACUUUAACAACUCACCUUCCCAUUCAAAUUCCUACGGCCCCCAAUAUUUCUGCACGCAGUCGUAGGCAAAGUUACAUCGAGUUCAAAAAGCGUCAUAUUUGAAAUCGGUAGUUGAUCAACACCGGUAAGGAUGAGAUAGCCCUGGCUAUCUGUAGUGUUAGGUACCUUAGGUAGGUAUUCAAGCACGUCACCUUACAGAAUAAUUGUUGUAUUAUCAGCAAGUGCUUACAUUAGGUACUUCCAUAUUAUAUGUACAUGUAUUAUCAAUAUGUAAACAAAAAAGAAAAAACGAGUGGGGCAGUCGGGUAUAUGUAAACAUGAAGUCGGUAUAAAACCGGUGAGCUGAGCCAUCAUCUCCCAUUCCUGCGAGUUCUCUGUGUUUUUUUUUCCCCCUCGCUCGUCCUCGUUUCUCCCUCGAGUUCAUCAACGACCAGGGAAAACUAUGCACGUUAUCAGGCGGGGGACUGCUACGGCAGCUCUGCAGCUCUUUUCUCUCUGUACCUCCCUCGCAUCAGCAAGCUCGCUGCCGAAUCAUAUUGAGAAGUUGAUCAAAAAGCAAGUACCUGCUGAGCCUUCCAACGUCACAACCAUCAAGUCUCCGGGAGGAGUCACAAUCCGUUACAAGGAACCAGAACUUGAAAGUGUAUGCGAGACAACUCCUGGAGUUAAUUCAUAUUCGGGUUACGUCGACCUCGAUGAGAAUACACACAUGUUUUUCUGGUUUUUCGAAGCCAGGUCAAAUCCCGAUGAAGCGCCUCUGACGUUGUGGCUUAACGGUGGACCUGGUAGCGAUUCGUUGAUUGGACUUUUUGAGGAACUCGGACCGUGUAAUGUCACUCAUAAUGGCACCUCGGUCGUGAAUCCAUAUGCUUGGAAUGAAGUGACCAAUCUUCUCUUCCUCUCCCAGCCCAUUGGAGUCGGGUUUUCGUACGCCGAUGCCGUUGUAGGUGUUGUGAAUCAAACCACGGGACUACCUGUGAACUCAUCCAAUCCCGAUGGUCGGUAUAGCGACGUCGACCCAUACCGGUUCGACACCACGGAUCUUGCUGCAAAGGGCACCUGGGAAGUUUUACAGGCCUUCAUCCAGAACCUGCCAGUCCUAGACGAGACCGUCAAGUCUCGCAGUUUCAACCUGUGGACGGAGAGCUACGGCGGCCAUUACGGUCCAGCCUUUUUCAAGUAUUUCUAUGAUCAGAACAAGUUGAUUCAGGAUGGGAGUAUUCCUGGUGUCGAACUCACCAUGCAUACGCUUGGCGUCAUAAAUGGUAUUAUAUCGGAGAGGAUCCAAGCACCUUAUUACGCCGAAAUGGCGUUUAAGAAUACGUAUGGGAUAGAGGCCGUGAACCAAUCCAUCUAUGACUAUAUGAAGACGAAUUACUAUUUCCCUGGUGGCUGCCGCGAUUCAAUCGACUUAUGCUUCGAACAAGACCGCUCUACACCAGAUGGCAAGGCCGCCUGCUCACAGGCAACGGCCAUUUGCAGGGGCUUGGUGGAAUCGCCGUAUUACGUGGUCAGCGGGCGAAAUCCUUAUGACAUCCGCGCCGAGAGCGAUGCAAGUAUCCCGCCCGGAUACUGGGCCGACUACCUUAAUACCCCGAAAGUCCAGAAUGCUAUUGGCGUCGAUAUCAAUUACACAUCUACAAGCAGCAACCAAAUAUACACAGGCUUCGAUUAUACCGGCGACUUUGUCUAUCCAAAUCUAUUGGAGGACCUCGAGGCUCUCCUUGCAUACGAUGUCCGCAUCGCAAUGAUAUACGGUGAUGCUGAUUAUAUAUGCAACUGGAUGGGUGGGGAAGCCGUGUCGUUGGCGGUAAACUAUACGCACAAGAAGGAGUUCAAAGAAGCAGGCUACGCCCCAUUUGUAGUUGAUGGCGUUGAAUAUGGAGAAAGUAGGCAGUACGGUAAUUUCAGCUUCACGCGGGUUUAUGACUCGGGGCAUGAAGUGCCAUACUAUCAGCCAAAGGCCUCUCUAGAGCUUUUCAGACGAGUACUAGGGAACCUUGUCAUCUCAGACGGAGCAAAACUGACGCCUACUUAUAAAAGUGAAGGCACAGCCAAUGCCACACAUACCAAUAGUUACAUAUCAUACUAUACAGGAAGGCCAGGAGAUUGGAAGAACUAAUGGAACAUAAUGAUGGAAUUGUAAUUUAGAUAUGCUCGUAGACUCGACGAGUUAGCCUAAAUAUACAGCAUUUCUUACUCCAACGUCGACUACGAAAACAUAGACGAAGAUGGAAGGAAUCGGAAAUCAAAAUCGAACAUAUGUACCUAGGUACCUACCUAUAUAUUACUAAAGAUGCUGUAGAAUGGAACAAUGAUGACUACCUA
Daldinia loculata is the source of this 2445-nucleotide messenger RNA. Its product is annotated as peptidase. The record is from RefSeq and is a predicted model, not a curated record. The coding region runs from base 560 to 2239 and encodes 559 amino acids. The transcript has 4 exons. Gene Ontology annotation, biological process: proteolysis. Gene Ontology annotation, cellular component: fungal-type vacuole. NCBI's taxonomy places the organism in Eukaryota, Fungi, Ascomycota, Sordariomycetes, Xylariales, Hypoxylaceae. Gene Ontology annotation, molecular function: serine-type carboxypeptidase activity.